ACUCAAAUAGAAGCCCUAAUUAUUUGUUUCGGCUGUUUCCGCGAUUUCCCUUCGCUGCCUUCCUCUAAGCGGCCAACGGCGAGCUCGGGUGGGUACCUGUAGGCGGAGCUGCAGCUCUCUGCGGCAGAUCCGUGGCGGUGAGCGGCCUCUCUGAAACAGCUCAACGGGAUGUCGACGAAGGACGCCAUAAAGGACAGGCUCACUGUGCCGGACAACGUGCAUUGAGUGGUUCGAAGUCUCAGGGGCCUCUUGAUCAAUCAUCAUCCGACGCCAAUAUCACUUUUUAGCUCACGCUUUAGCCAACUUGGCAAGAUAAUUAGUUUGCUAUUUUUGGAGAGACAAUUCACCUGCAAUUUGUAUUAGAAAAAUACUAAUUAAUCAUUUUGAAUUGUAUUACUAGUCAUAUAUUGAUAGUUUUGUUUUGGUGUUCAUAUAUGUAUAAACCCAUUCUUCCUCGUAAGAAUGCCCGCUCAGUCUCAUUGGAUGGCCGAGAUGGGCCCCAUCUGGACCCCAUGUUAUCAAUGCAAGUGUAGGCCGUAAGGGAAGAAUUUGUGGUGCACGUUCUCGUUGUUCGUUCCUUAGUGGGCAAGAGUUUUGGGCUUCGGAUACGGCCCAAAUACUUAGGGAUCCGACUUAUUUAUCGUACGGAUCACCACCCCCCGAUUUCUCGCCGUUUUAACCUCAUCCUUCGCCGAUCCAUUUUGUUGCAGGAGCUUCGACCGCCUUCUCCCAUGGCGACCCUUCUCCGAGCCCGACACUUCCUCGUCGUCUAGGGUUUCGUCCUCUCCCACUCCCGCGGCUUGCAAGGUUUUGUUCGUGCGGUUUAAACAGGGAUUUGUGGGCUUAAAGGAUCUUCAGCUCGGACCAAUAUCUUGACAGGAGUUGUGGCUUCUAUGUGGCAACGAUGGCUCCAGCAGUGGAACGUCGGGAACAUAAACGGCGGGUCUCAUCUGAUAGGUCUAGUUCUCCCGUUAGAGAUCGUCGUUCCCCUCGUAGGAGGACCUCUCCUCGAAGAGAAAGAUCGCCUGCUCCUCGGAAGAGCUCUCCUAGAGCUAGGUCACCGGCUAGAACUAAUAGGGCUCGCUCUCCGGUCAAAGAAAACGUGCACGAUCGCGCUAGGUCGCCUAAACGUGAGCGGCAGCAUUCACCGGUCAAGGGUAGUGCCCCACGCUCACCAUCACCACGAACCAAGCGCUUAAAACGAGUUCAUGCUGAACGGGAGUCUGAGAAGUUAGCAGAUAGAGAGCUCAGGAGGCAUUCAGGCAGGGAAGAUCAUGAUAAGGGGAGGUACAAAGAACGAGGGGAGAUCAAUGAUAUUUCAAGGGAUAGUAAAUCAUCGAAAGAGAAGAAUGAUAGUGUUCCAUCAAAAUCUUCAAGGCGUGAUCAUUCAGAUUCCCCAGAGGGACGAAGCCAUAGGAGCAGAUACGGUUCCCGCUCCCCUACCAGACCUCCCAAGGCUGGGGCACGUGAUGAGGUGGGGAUAAAACCGAAGACGGCAGAAUACGAAUGGGGAGAUGAAAAUGAUUCAGUUGCAAAGAUGAAGGCAGCUGAGCAGGCCCUGGAAGUGAAAGAAAAGCAAAAACCAUCAUUUGAGCUGUCCGGGAAGCUUGCUGAGGAGACUAAUCGAGUUAGAGGUGUAACUUUGCUAUUCAGUGAACCGUCAGAUGCUCGCAAGCCAGAUGUAAGAUGGAGAUUAUAUGUUUUCAAGGCUGGGGAAGUGCUCAAUGAGCCUCUUUAUUUGCACCGACAAAGUUGCUACCUUUUUGGUAGAGAAAGGAGAGUGUCAGACAUUCCAACAGAUCAUCCAUCUUGUAGCAAACAGCAUGCUGUUAUUCAGUAUAGGCUUGUAGAGAAGGAGGAACCAGAUGGUUUAAUAUCAAAAGAAGUAAGGCCUUAUCUGAUGGACCUUGGGAGUACAAAUGGGACUUUUAUAAAUGAUAAUCGCAUUGAGCCGCAACGGUAUUAUGAACUUUUUGAGAAGGAUACAAUUAAGUUUGGUAAUAGCAGCCGGGAAUAUGUAUUGUUACGUGAGAACUCAGCCGGGUGAGUGCUCUCUCUCGGGUUGGAAGGCAAAUUCCCAAGACAAGCAUGUGUUGACUGCACGCAAAGGAUAUUCCAAGAAGUAGUCGAAGUUGCUGCAUGUGGUGAACAACUAGUUUAGAGCACCCAAAUGCUUCUGUUUUGGUCUUAGUGGUGGCUUAAACCAUAUUGGGUUUGCAAAAUUCAUAAUGCUUUUAAUGUGCACUAUUGUGAUCAUUCCAAGAUCUUCAGAUGAGCUAAUUUUAUACA
Molecule: messenger RNA, 2289 nt
Organism: Musa acuminata AAA Group (dessert banana)
Lineage: Eukaryota; Viridiplantae; Streptophyta; Magnoliopsida; Zingiberales; Musaceae
Product: FHA domain-containing protein DDL-like
Exons: 12
Coding region: 905-2047 (380 amino acids)
Biological process (GO): miRNA processing
Cellular component (GO): nucleus
Molecular function (GO): mRNA binding; protein binding
Source: RefSeq, a predicted model, not a curated record